This is a messenger RNA of Parathielavia appendiculata, 474 nucleotides long. RefSeq lists its product as uncharacterized. Gene Ontology annotation, molecular function: structural constituent of ribosome; mRNA binding. Lineage: Eukaryota; Fungi; Ascomycota; Sordariomycetes; Sordariales; Chaetomiaceae. Gene Ontology annotation, biological process: cytoplasmic translation. The record is from RefSeq and is a predicted model, not a curated record. The transcript has 3 exons. The coding region runs from base 1 to 474 and encodes 157 amino acids. Gene Ontology annotation, cellular component: cytosolic large ribosomal subunit.
AUGAGAACGUACGACGAUACUUUCUCCGGCCAGCGGAUCUACCCCGGCAAGGGUAAGCUGUAUGUCCGUGGCGACAGCAAGAUCUUCCGCUUCCAGAAUGGCAAGUCGGAGUCGCUCUUCCUCCAGCGCAAGAACCCCCGCCGCAUUGCCUGGACCGUCCUCUACCGGAGGCAACACCGCAAGGGUAUCUCUGAGGAAGUCGCCAAGAAGCGCACCCGCCGUACCGUCAAGUCGCAGCGUGCCAUCGUUGGUGCUUCCCUCGAUGUGAUCAAGGAGCGCCGGUCGAUGCGCCCCGAGGCCCGGAGCGCCGCCCGCCUGGCCGCCAUCAAAGAGAGCAAGGAGAAGAAGGCGGCUGAGCAGGCCGCCAAGAAGGCCGACAAGGCCAAGCGCGCUGCCGGCCAGCCUCAAGGUCGCAUCGUGGGUAAGCAGGCCGCGAAGGGUGCGCCGGUCAAGGUUGCUGCCAAGAGCCGUUAA